Molecule: messenger RNA, 157 nt
Organism: Candidula unifasciata
Lineage: Eukaryota; Metazoa; Mollusca; Gastropoda; Stylommatophora; Geomitridae
Source: the annotation of a GenBank genome assembly
AUGGAGAAGGUUUCCAAAGAUGGCUACAGAUUGCCGAAUAGUGAACAGAGAAGGGCAGAGAAAAUUCUAGAUCGAGCCAUCAGAGUUGAAAAGGGAAUAGCAACUGCAGAUGAGGUGGAGGAGGAAGCUUUGGGAGAAAUUGAGGAUAGGAAGGAAA